AUGAAUUGUAUUUUUAGUGCUAUUUUAGCUCUUGGGUUUAUAUUUAACCAUAAUGAAGGCUUAGAAUAUAAUAAACAUCAAUUUACUCAAAACACAGAUUUCUUACUUCAUGAAUCUGGAGUAAACUCAAAUAUUCCCAAAAAGGAUAACAAACUCGUUCAAAUAAAUGUGGAAAACAAUAACGUUCCUAACUCUAAUACAUUUAAGAUGGACUUUCCUCCUUUACCAUCUCCAUCAUCUUCAAAUACUGCCAAACCACCGCAAAACACACGAAUUACUCAGCCUUCUGGGAAACGAGAUUACGUAGCACCAAAUUUCCCAACAAUACAAACAACAAAUACGCAACAAAUAAAUCCUUCUGUAACCCCACAAUCACCAGUAAAACAAAAUAGUGUCGCAACUAGUGCUCCAACCCUUCUGCCUCCCGCUAACCCGCAAAAAGGAAAUGUGAAUCCAACACCAUCACAAAAAAAUCAGUCAACUGGAAAACGGGAUUAUGUAAAUCCAAAUGUCUCAUUUCUUAAACCCUCAACAAAUGUACAACAAGGUAAAGUUAAGGACCUUGUUAAUUUUUACGAUAGUAAAAGUCAACCUAGUACCUCUCAAAAAACACCAAGUUACAGUUCUAUUUUACAAGGUCCAAAUAAAAAUAAUCAAGGUAAUCAAAACAACCAACCGUUAUCUCAGACACAUCAAACACCUAAGCCUUCAAGUUAUAGUGAAAUAAUGACCAAUUCUAAUCGUAACACUGCUACAUCUAGUAGAACAACAUUAAAACCAUCAAGUAUUGGCACCGCCACAUCAUCUAAACACCUAAGUCCAACAACUACACGCCGUCCUCUUAUUCCUCCAAGUUCAGUAGUGAAUAACAAUAGAAACCAAGGCAAUAAUAGAAAUAGCGUUACUGAAACUGAAUUACAAACACUUAGUGAAGAAUUGCUAAGAAAAGAUAUAAAUAAUGCUGCAAAAUAUAUAACCAUUAAUUAUCAAGCGAAAACAACAGCUCAAUCAUUAGAAGAUAAAGCGCCAUUGCCCCUACUUACGGUAUCUCAAGAAGCAUGGAGUAUUCCAACAAUACAAACAUUUGUAGCAUUAUUAGAUAAUUACGAAAGAGAUACCCUGGUUAACGAAUAUGUAACUCCACAAGAGAGAAACGAAGAAAACGCAUUCAUGGAUGCCAUUAUGUCAACAACAGUUAUUCGACACCUAAUGAACUUUUUCAAAGAAAAAGGUUUCGUUACACCUGACCCGAAACAGCAACGAGAUUUUCUAAAACAACUAUGGUUUACCUUAUACUCUAGAGGCAAAGGAAAAAUAAGUAGUUCCGGUUUCGAACACAGUUUUGUCUCGGAACUCAAAAAUGGAGAAGUAUCAGGUUUACAUAACUGGAUUUAUUUUUCCAAAGAGGAACAAGCCAAUCGUCUCAACUAUUUAGGUUAUUUAAAAUACGAAGAACUUAAUGGUAAAGGUGCAGUGAUGAAACUACAUUUUAAUCAGCAAGGCGUGGAUAAACCAGUCGAUUCACUUUUCAUCGGCACUUCACCAGAAUUAGAAAUAGCUUUGUAUACUUUAUGUUAUGUGACUCGAGUUGAUAAUGAUUGCCGGCUUAAGCUAUCUGGCAAAGAUGUCAACAUUAUAACAUAUAACUUCCGCUACCGUAGUAAAAAUCUUAUUGGUAGUGCAUAUCCACAAAUAUAG
Messenger RNA from Diatraea saccharalis (sugarcane borer), 1698 nucleotides. The record is from the annotation of a GenBank genome assembly. Lineage: Eukaryota; Metazoa; Arthropoda; Insecta; Lepidoptera; Crambidae.